UGCCUCAUAUCAGCUGUUCUCGCACAGAUUUAUCUCGAGCGUUCUAAUUGCCGGUCGGCUUUGGAUCGGGGGAUUAAUUACUUGGCGGCGGCAUGUACAACUCGGCCAAGCAACUGCAGCGCGUACUAACCGCGCGCGAGAUCCGGAAGACGUUCCUGGACCACUUCACCGUCAGUCAUGGCCAUAAAUUCGUUCGCUCCAGCCCCGUGGUUCCUUUUUGUGAUCCCACGGUGGCUUUCGUCAACGCGGGCAUGAAUCAGUUUAAGUCGGUCUUCCUCGGCACCGCGGCAGCACCUCACAAACGAGUAGUCAACUCUCAGAAAUGCGUUCGCGUCGGCGGAAAACACAACGAUCUUUCCGUGGUUGGUUCAGAUGGAUACCAUCACACCUUCUUCGAGAUGCUGGGCAACUGGUCGUUUGGAGAUUACUUCAAGCGGGAAGCCUGCGCCAUGGCUUUGGAACUGCUCCGUGGCCCGUAUAACAUCGAUCCGGGACGACUCUAUGUUACCUACUUUGCAGGCGACAAGGUACUUGGCAUUCCCGCCGAUUUAGAGUGCUUCGAGAUCUGGAGGAGUCUUGGCUUUCCUGCUUCUCGGAUACUCCCCUUCGGCUGCAAGGAUAAUUUCUGGGAAAUGGGUGCCACCGGACCCUGUGGUCCUUGCACAGAAAUACAUAUAGAUCAUCGUCCUGACCUUGGAAGCGUGGUGCAGCGCGCCAAGUUGGUCAAUGCAGGUCGUUCAGAUCUUACAGAGUUGUGGAAUCUCGUUUUCAUACAAUAUAAUCGCCACGCUGAUGGUAGCAUUUCCCAAUUGCGUGCCCAUCAUGUGGACACUGGAAUGGGUUUCGAGCGCCUAACAGCUGUGUUGCAGAACAAAACCUCAAACUACGAUACGGAUCUGUUUACCCCGAUCUUCGAUGGGAUUCAGCAGGUGGCUAAAGCUCCAGUUUACGGCGGCAGCUUUCCGGAUAAUGGAAAUGAAGCCCUGUUGGACACCAACUAUAGAAUACUGGCUGAUCAUGCGCGUAUGGUAACUGCGUGCUUGGCCGAUGGCAUGCUUCCAGAUCAGAAUCAGAAACUUCGUCGCGUCCUUCGAAAGGCUCUAAACAUCUCAGAACAUGUUUUUGCCAAGGAGAACUUGUUAUCCCAACUUAUUCCCAUUGUUGUGGAAACCCUAGGAGAAGCUUACCCCGAGAUGUCUGCAAAGCAACAAGCUGUUAUAGAUCUCAUUCGUCAUGAGCAGGAGGUGUACAAAAAUCUGCGAGAAAGCUCUUCCAAAGCCUUCGCUGAGGUGCUUACAGAAUUCCCAAAUUUGGAUGAUAUUGAUUUGAUGGAGUGUCCUGGUUUUGUUCCCGCCUACCGGGAGUUCCAGGUGCAGCGAUCCAAGUUCCCCAACAACACCAUACCAGGGGACUUUCUGUACAAGCUGACUGAUACUUACGGCCUGACAGAAGAGAGCUUCCUGAAGCUGGCGGAGCUGGAGAACAUGAACUGUGAUUUGGAGCGGUACAGGGCAGAGGUGUCGCUAGCCAAGAUUAAAGCGAAAAGCAUUCAAAGAGAAGAAGGAGCAUCCCUCUGUGAUCUAGUUGGCGAACAGCGCAUUGCAGAGGCACAGGCGAAGAUGACAAAGCGCCUGCCAGCCACCGACAACAGUCACAAGUAUUCGUACUCCUUCGACAAGGAGACCGGCUCGUACACAAUUCCUGAACUCAAGAGCCGUGUGGUGGGGCUGCUGCUUAACGACGCAGAAGUGUCACGGACCCAGGGAAGCCGCCUACAGGAUCCCACGACCGAUACCAUCUCCCUUGUCACCGCCGCAAGCAACUUUUAUUACGAAUCUGGAGGCCAGCAAUCGGACAGCGGAAAGAUCCUAGUCAAAAAUACCCACCAGCCAGAUCAGCCGCAUCUUCUGGAUGUGAUCAGCGUGAAACAUCUUAACGAUUGUGUUGUGCAUGUGUGCCGGUUGUCCAGCCCCGUAGAUGCCUUCGAGUUGGCCAUUGGAGACGAUGUGGAAUUGGUGGUGGAUUCCGCGCAAAGGCAACUCAAUACGUGCCAUCACACAGCCACCCACCUUCUGAAUGCUGCCAUCCGUACGCUGUUCAACAAGGUCACCUACCAGGUGUCAAGUUCCGUGACCAGCGAUCAGUGUAAGCUGGAGGUGGGAUUACUGGGAAAACGCAUCACGAAAAGCGAUGUGCAGCUCAUUGAAGAUUUGAUUAAUCGCAUCAUCUGUUCGGCUACUCCUGUUGAUGUUGAACUACUCUGUGCUGCUGAAGUGCUGCAACAGAACGACAUAACAAUGGUGCCUGGAGAGGUAUAUCCGGAGCAGGGACUGCGUCUGGUUCAUGUGCAAUCUCCCGAACUGCAUCUGAACUCCAAAGAGCUGUGCUGUGGCACCCAUGCCACCAAUACCAGUGAGCUUUCAUGCUUCUGCAUCGUGAACCUCAAGCAGACGAACCGAGCGCGUUUCUCCUUCACCGCAGUGGCUGGCCAGGCGGCGGAGAACGUCCUGAAAACGGCUGCCCUGCUACGCCAUCGUGUGGAUCUCCUUGAAAAGCAGUUCCAGACGGACAAACUGACGAAUGCCACGGAGGCGGAGCUGCAAACCAUUCGCCACAACAUGCUGCACACAGAUAUCAAGCUGCCAUAUGCCUUCAAAAUGGACACUCUGGAACGCAUCACAGAGAUGCUGAAGAGGAUUAAGGAAUCGUCACGCACAACCUUAAAAGAAUUUGUUGAAGUGGAAAUGCGAAAUCUGCUGCAAGAGAAGCCACAAGAAACACAUCCAUUCAUUCUGCACUACAUCACCAGCUCGGCUCUCGUAGAGGAGAUUCCUUUGCAACGGGCCACCAAACUCUGCCAGGAUCGACCCAUCCUGGUGGUUAGCAUGUGCGACAGCGUGGUCAAGGCGCGAUGUUGCGUCCCACCCAGCUGCGCCACAGAUAAGUUCAAUGCUUCCGCCUGGCUGCAAUCCUUCGCCGACACUUUCGGAGGACAGGUUGCGGCUCCCAAGGGCCAGGAUCCUCAGGUCGUGUGCAACAUGAAGGGGCGCCGGGUCAACAACCAGUUCGAAGAGCAGUUGGAGCAAGCAAUGGCCAAGGCGCACGCCUACGCCAAGCUGAAUCUUUAGGUUAAAAUAGUUGUGAUCACCCUCCAAAAUGGUUAGGCUGAGAGCUUGCCAUACAAAUGUUUUCUAUUGUGAAGAGCGAAUAAAUCGCAAAAUUAUUAA
Drosophila bipectinata is the source of this 3227-nucleotide messenger RNA. It is a transcript of the gene AlaRS-m, whose product is annotated as alanine--tRNA ligase, mitochondrial. Gene Ontology annotation, cellular component: cytoplasm; mitochondrion. NCBI's taxonomy places the organism in Eukaryota, Metazoa, Arthropoda, Insecta, Diptera, Drosophilidae. The record is from RefSeq and is a predicted model, not a curated record. Gene Ontology annotation, molecular function: alanine-tRNA ligase activity; ATP binding; nucleic acid binding. Gene Ontology annotation, biological process: alanyl-tRNA aminoacylation.